GCCUCGCCAUCUCUCUCCGGCGGCCUUCGCUUCGCCUCCUCAUCUCUGGCUCUGUCCGUCCGUCGGCUUUGCCUCGCCUCCUCAUCUCUGCCUCGUUCUUUGUCAGUUUGUUGGUCGCCAUCGGCCGUCUACCUCUGUUCUAAGUUCAAAAAUGGCUUCCCUCCUUAAGGCCUCUUCCAAUGUAUUUCUGUCCGAGAAGCUACCUUUCUUGUCUAGAAGCAAGACAAGACAAGGUGUUGUUCCAAAGAAAGUAACAUUUCGUUCAGCACCUGUCGCAUUAUCCUUGUCUACAUCGACUGGAACCGUUGAACAUGACCCAAUAUCUAAUUCUCCGGACAUUGCCAUCCCAAUCAUGGUAAAUGGUUGUACUGGAAAAAUGGGAAAGUCUGUUAUCCAAGCUGCCGAUUCUGCUGGCCUUCAUGUUGUUCCUGUGUCUUUUGAUGCGGAGAAGAAUUCUGGACAGACUGUUGAACUCUGUGGGAAAAAGAUUCUUGUGCAUGGUCCAUCUGAUAGAGAAAGGAUCCUUGCUUCUGUCUUUCAGGAGUAUCCAAACCUGAUUGUGGUGGACUACACUGUGCCUGCCGCAGUUAAUGAUAAUGCUGAGCUCUAUGGCAAAGUUGGAGUACCUUUUGUUAUGGGCACCACUGGUGGAGACAGGGAUCAACUCUAUAAGACUGUUGAAGAGUCAAAGGUUUAUGCUGUGAUCUCGCCACAAAUGGGGAAACAGGUUGUUGCAUUUCUUGCAGCCAUGGAGAUCAUGGCUGAGCAGUUUCCUGGAGCCUUCUCUGGAUAUUCUCUACAGGUGAUGGAGUCCCAUCAAGCAGGCAAGUUGGACACCUCUGGUACUGCUAAGGCUAUUAUUUCUUGCUUUCAGAAAUUGGGGGUGUCAUUUGACAUGGAUCAGAUACAAAUGAUCCGGGAUCCCAAGCAGCAGGUUGAGAUGGUGGGAGUACCAGAAGAGCAUCUGUCCGGUCAUGCUUUUCAUUUGUAUCAUCUAACAUCACCUGAUCAAACAGUGUCGUUUGAAUUUCAGCAUAAUGUUUGCGGCAGAUCGAUAUAUGCAGAGGGCACUGUUGAUGCUGUACUUUUCCUUGCUAAGAAGGUUAAGUUGAAGGCAGACAAGCGAAUAUAUAAUAUGAUUGACGUAUUGCGGGAAGGUAACAUGCGAUAAAAUAUGUUUCUUAUGCAUUUUGUUGUUGGAGUGUAUUAUUUCGCAGCUCAAGAUAUCUAGGAUUACGAGACUUAAGCCAAUUUUGAUUUCAAUGGUAUGAGCCAUCGCUGUUCUUUGCACAGUAAGUGUAAGAAUUGCAAUAUAUAUGAUGUUGAAAGGGCACUCUUAUUAAACAGUGGCUAGGAAUAGUUAAUGUUCGCCCUCCAUAAAACAGGCUCUUAAUUUUUCUUGCAAAAGUUGAGUGGAUGUGUUGGAAGCCAA
This is a messenger RNA of Gossypium raimondii (Peruvian cotton), 1432 nucleotides long. RefSeq names its product 4-hydroxy-tetrahydrodipicolinate reductase 2, chloroplastic. Gene Ontology annotation, molecular function: 4-hydroxy-tetrahydrodipicolinate reductase activity; NADPH binding. Gene Ontology annotation, cellular component: chloroplast stroma. Bases 152 to 1171 code for a protein of 339 amino acids. The record is from RefSeq and is a predicted model, not a curated record. Lineage: Eukaryota; Viridiplantae; Streptophyta; Magnoliopsida; Malvales; Malvaceae. The transcript has 9 exons.